Messenger RNA from Paraglomus brasilianum, 2040 nucleotides. Lineage: Eukaryota; Fungi; Glomeromycota; Glomeromycetes; Paraglomerales; Paraglomeraceae. The record is from the annotation of a GenBank genome assembly.
AUGGGCCUCAAAAAACUUUUGGGUACUACGGUUGAAUUGAUUUCUCCCUCUGCCAAAGCCACAUAUUUUCUCGAAACAUCCAAUGUGUUCGCCAAGAUUGACUGUAUUUUAGAGCUCAUCGACGAUGCAAAAUACAAUAAAGAUGCAUUACCUUUUAUGAAGGCGUAUCUGACGGAAGUAAAGAAUGCAAUGAAUGAUCGAAGGCAUACCAUCAACGAGGAACAGGCUCAGACUUUAAUGAAAGCACUGAGAAGUUGGGAAAAGUUUCUGUUACAAUACACCAAACCUAAAAUGAAAGCAUUAUUACAGAAGCUUUCCACUACUGAUAAAAUAGGCAAGAAGAUAGAAGCUCUAUUUAAAAAUUUAGAUGCCGCUCUUAGAUCUGCUGAUAUAGAAGUAAACCUAAAAAUGUUGAAAGAACGAAUAGAGCGCAGGAUGAGUGAGCCAAUUGACUCACAGAAUACGGUCACCGUUGUUCAGCGACAAGUUCAAGCCGCAUUUAUUACAACUGCAUGCUUCCACGGUGCUCUACUGUCCGAGGAUGAAAUAGAAAAGUUAAACAUUGACCCUGAAUCGGUUACCCGUGAUCCUGACGUUCUAUAUGAUGAUUCUGUUGAUAAUAGUUGUACAAAGGUCAUAUAUCGAGAUGCUAAUCAACAUGAGGUUAGAGCUGCGAAGAUGAGAAUUGGACAAUUGGGAGAUAGCGAUAUUAAAGAAAAGCUUUCCAGGCAUUAUGUACAAGUUUACAUCAGCACAUAUUUGAAUGUCAACACCGAUUUAUUCAUGAAAAACUCUGGGAUUUUACUUGACGGUACAGAUUACUAUAUGAUCACAGAGUGGUCAGAUUUUGGAACCCUCGACAAAUUCCUUGAGGAACAUGAAGACAUUUGCUGGAGCACUAAGAUAAGAAUGGCAUCUCGUUUGGCAAGCGCAGUAGCCAUAUGCCAUAGUAAACUGGUUCUGCAUCAUGACAUUCGUUGUCACAACGUCUUUGUCGAUAGGGCGCGCAAUGUAAAAUUGGGCAACUUUGGGCGUAGUAGAAGUACAGAAGACGUUACAACGUCUCUUGAUUACGAUUUGAGUAGUAUCAGAUGGCUAUGUCCCGAAAAAGUGAAGAAUAACGAACUUGCCUACUCGAUGGAAGCAGAUGUCUACAGCUUCGGUAUGCUCAUGUGGGAAAUCUCUUCUCAUCAAAUUCCCUUUAUAGAAAAAGAUGUUGAUGAAGUAUAUUUACUGUUGAAAAAUUCUGAUGCAUCUGGCGAUGAUUCGCGCCCACGAAUUGUCGAUGGUACACCUAAGAAAUAUCAAGAAAUAAUGCAGGCAUGUUGGGAACAAGACCCUGAAAGGCGUCCGUCGAUAGAACUGGUUGUACAAAACCUCGAAAGCCUUGAAAAGGAAUACAAAACCAGCAAUUUAGAAACGGGUUCGAAUGAAUUUAUCGAACCUGCUAUCCAAUGCGACCCAAGUACUCUUACGCGUCUCAACAUCACACUCCAGACUGCACGUGAGUUACACGCUCAAAAGAGAUACAACGAAGCGUUCGCUCAAUUUGAAAUUCUUGCUGACGCUGUCGAGCCCAACGCCGAAGCAAACUACUAUGUUGGUUUAUAUCUCAUGAACAAGGACAUCGACUUUUCCCCUAAAGAUGCUGAUAAAGGGAUAAGUUAUCUGGAGACGGCGUCUAAAUUAGGGUGUGUUGAUGCUCUUCAGUACCGGGCUCAAGAGAAAAUUGCUGCAGCUAAUGUGUAUCGAAAAAUGUUUUUGGCUGCGGGGGCAAUCGAAGACGCAGACGCAAUUACGCAAAGAAUGAAAUACGAAUGUUUGCCGUUAUUUUUAAAAGGUGCGAAACUUGGUCAUUACCGUUGUAUGAAAGAUUUAGCUGAUUACGGAGCAAAACUAAACGAUGAAGAAAGCUAUAGAACGGGUGUGGAAAUGCUAGAAAAUUCUCUGGCAAAAGUGACUGAUGAUGAGGAAAGAGGAAAGUUACAGCAGUAUUUGAAAAAAUUACAACAACAUCGUAGUAGAUUUGACAACCAUUGA